CAUGUAAUAGUGUAAAGUUUUCAUCACAGUCAAACGACAUAAACAUCAUGGCCGACAUCGAAGUGGACGUUGCAACAUUACCAGAAGAUGUCAGAGAAAAGCUGGCUGAGCUUGACCUCGAGCUUUCAGAAGGCGACAUCACUCAGAAGGGCUAUGAGAAGAAGAAGACGAGGCUGUUGGCACCCUACGUGAAGCAGGCCCAGGAAACCCAGGGUCCUGGUGCCCCCAGCCCUUCCACAGCUGCCCAGAGGCGAGCACAGCGUAGGCUGACCCGAGAAGACAACCGCUACCACUCUGAGAUCCGCACGGAAGCGGUGAUGCAAGCGUUAGCUAUGCACAACAACAAACGGCCAGUCAUGCUGCCCUCCAAACGAACCUCCGUCAACUACCAAGGUCAACAGCGCCGCGAGCGGCAAGACUCAUCUUCAGAUGAUGACAGUGUAUUAGAUGAGGAUCAGAUGAGGGGUUUUCAACGUGGGGGUGGUGCCCGUGACAGUGGGGCUUCCUCCUCUUCAUUUUCUGAUCAUGGGCAGGGCUCUUCCCCUUAUCACCAUGCCAGUUCCACUCCUGGGGGAGGUGGAGACAGACCACGAUCACAACACUAUGCUAACUAUGCCAUCCCGGGCAAUACUGCUCGACAUGCUCUCGCAGAUGUCAUGCAGAACGCACAGAAUGCAAGGCAUUCCCAUCACAUAUCACAGCCACCAGAUGUGACCAACAAUGCAAAGAGUACCCGGCAAGCGGACCGUGUUGGCCGCUACCAUCCAUCUUCAGUACGGGUGACUGCCACUGGCAUUGCAACAGGGGUGACAGAUGAUGCACCUGUACAUGGAAAAGUGUCAGCAAAGAUACAGCAGCUGCUGAACACACUGAAAAGGCCAAAACGAAAGCCCCUUCCAGAAUACUUUGUUGAUGAGUCAGAUGCAACUCUAGAAACACCUCAGGCUGAUCCUAAUGCACCAAAACCUGAAGGCAGUGAACUUACACCUGUGAUGGGAGAGCAACUGGUGAUACCAUCUGGUUUGCCUCGCAACCUUGAGGCAGCUCUGCAGAGGUACGGCUCCUCCACAUACAAAGCUAAUGCAGUGACUGUCCUUGAUCCCAGUGGCAAACCUUCUCUCAACCUCUCCUAUGGCAAGCUGCUGAACCGGGCCUGCAAGAUUGCGUUUAGCUUGCUGUGUAAAGUUGGGCAAAAAGGAGAAGCUAUCAUCAGGCAGGGCGAUAGGGUGGCACUGGUGUAUCCAAACAAUGAUCCUAUUUCCUUCAUAUGUUCAUUUUAUGGCUGCAUUAUGGCAGGUGUUGUACCUGUGCCAGUGGAAGUGCCUCUGUCAAAAAGAGUUGGUGGCAGUCAGGAUGCUGGUGGGCAAGGUGUAGGCUUCCUGUUGGGCAGUCUUAGUGUAUGCUGGGCUCUAACAUCCGAAAACUGCUACAAAGGCUUGCCUAAAUCGAGCAACGGGGAGGUCAUCACUUUUAAAGGUUGGCCUCGACUAAAUUGGUUUGUAACGGAAAACCUCAGCAAGCCACCAAAAGAUUGGCAACCCCCACCUCGCUUGUCUGAAGAUGUGCCUGCAUACAUAGAGUAUGCAAUAAAUAAAGAUGGAAGCACUGUGGGAGUGACAUCCACGCGCAAUACCAUGCUUUGUCACUGUCGGACGCUGACAGUGGCUGCCAACUACACAGAAGGAGAGGUGAUGGUUUGUGUCCUUGAUUUCAAACGAGAAGUUGGGCUGUGGCAUGGAAUCUUUUGUAGUGUCUUCAAUGGCAUGCAUGUGAUAUUUAUUCCUUAUUCCUUGAUGAAAGUUGACCCAGCAUCUUGGAUGAAAAUGGUGACAAAGUACAAAGCAUCAGUAGCUGUUGUAAAGUCUCGUGAUAUGCACUGGGGGCUGCUGGCUCAGAAAGACCACAAAGACAUCAGCUUCUCUUCUCUGCGUUUGCUUUUAGUGGCUGAUGGGGCGAACCCUUGGUCACUGACAUCUUGUGAUUCAUUCCUAAGUGCUUUCCAGUCAAAAGGCCUGAGACCAGAGGCCAUUUGUCCAUAUGCCAGUUCUUCUGAGGCCUUGACUGUCUCCAUACGCAGGCCAGGGAAGACAAGCAGCAGCGCAACAGGCCGUGGUAUCCUGUCCAUGCAAGGUCUGAGCUAUGGGGUGGUCCGUGUGGACAGUGAGAACAGCCUCACAUCUCUCACACUGCAGGACUGUGGCCAGGUCAUGCCAGGAGCCCUGAUGGUGGUGAUAAAGCUUGAGGGAGCUCCCUACUUGUGCAAGACUGAUGAGGUAGGAGAGCUGUGUGUUUGCUCAGGAUAUACAGGCACCAGCUACUGGGGCCUCCAGGGUCUCACCUUGGCCACUUUCCAGGUACAGCCUCUCAUGGCAGAUGGGCGGCCAGUUGGUGACAAGCUUUAUGUGAGGACUGGCCUCAUUGGCUUCCUGGGACCUGGAGGGCUUGUGUUUGUGUGUGGGAGCAAAGAAGGGCUGAUGCAGGUUUCUAAUCGGCGUCACAACACUGAUGACAUCAUUGCUACAGUGCUGGCAGUGGAACCCAUGAAGUUCAUCUACCGUGGAAGGAUUGCCGUUUUUUCCAUUAGAGUGCUGCGUGAUGAAAGAAUUGUGAUUAUUGCAGAGCAAAGACCUGACUGCACUGAAGAAGAGAGCUUUCAGUGGAUGAGCCGUGUGCUCCAGGCUGUGGACAGCAUACAUCAGGUUGGAGUGUAUUGCCUGGCUCUUGUCCCACCCAACUACCUUCCCAAGACAUCUCUUGGAGGCAUACACUUACAUGAGACAAAGAAAAAGUUUAGAGGAUCCCUUCAUCCUGCCAAUGUUCUCAUGUGUCCACACACAUGUGUCACCAAUUUGCCAAAGCCACGGGAACUGCAUCCAGAUAUCAAACCAUCAGCAGUCCAUGUAGGAAACAUUGUGCAGGGUGCCCGCAUGGCUUGGGCCCAGGGUCGUGACCUGGGCCUGUCUGAAGAAGAAUCAGAAGGCAGAAAGCAUCAGUUCCUGACAGAGAUCCUGAAGUGGCGAGCCCACACUACACCAGACCAUGUUCUUUUCACAAUGGUUAACAAUCGGAACCAGGUGCAAAUGAGCUGUAGCUGUUCACAGCUGCACAAGCGAGCAGAGAGAAUUGGCUGCAUGCUGAUGGAGAAAGGAAAAUUCAAUCCUGGUGACCAUGUUGCCCUUGUCUUUCCACCAGGGGUUGAUUUGAUUGCAGCAUUCUAUGGAUGCCUGUAUGUUGGUUGCGUUCCUGUGUGCAUCCGGCCACCCCAUCCUCAGAAUGUGUCCUCCACCCUCCCCACUGUGCGCAUGAUUGUGGAGGUCAGCAAGGCAGUUGCCAUUCUCACAGUGGGCACCAUCAUCAAGCUACUGAGGUCAAAGGAAGCUGCAGCCAUUGUGGACCCCAAGAACUGGGUGCAGCUAAUGGACACGGAUGAAGUGCCAAAGCGCCGGCUGGCCUCCAUCUAUCGUGCACCAACACCUGAGAUGAUCUGCUACCUCGAUUUCUCUGUCUCCACCACUGGUAUGCUGGCAGGGGUAAAGAUGUCACAUGCUUCAGCUACAGCACUAUGCCGUGCUCAGAAGCUGCAGUGUGAAUUGUAUCCCUCACGUGUGGUCUGUCUAUGCCUGGACCCUUACAACAGCCUGGGUUUUGUUCUCUGGUGCCUCAGCAGCGUGUAUUCUGGACACCACUCCAUACUGAUUCCACCAUCAGAAGUGGAGACUAACCCAGCUGUGUGGCUGACGGCUGUCAGUACUUACAAUGUGCGUGACACUUUCUGUUCCUAUGGUGUGAUGGAAUUGUGCACAAGGGGCCUAGGGACUUCGACAGCAGCCUUAAAGGCAAAAGGAGUGAAUUUGUCAUGUGUACGGGCCUGUGUGGUUGUGGCAGAGGAAAGACCACGAAUACAGUUGACAACAUCUUUCACCAAGUUGUUUGCCUCCCUUGGUCUAGCUCCUCGUGCAGUCUCCACCAGCUUUGGCUGUCGUGUCAAUGUUGGCAUUUGUCUCCAGGGAGCUUCUUGCCCUGAACCAUCAACAGUGUAUGUGGAUAUGCAGGCUCUCAGAAAUGACAGAGUCACUCUGGUUGAGAAGGGAAGCCCCAACAGUCUUUGUUUAAUGGAGUCUGGGAAGCUUUUGCCAGGUGUGCGUGUGGCCAUUGCCAAUCCAGAGACAAAGGGUCAGUGUGCAGACUCCCACCUUGGAGAGAUCAUGGUGAACAGCCCACACAAUGCAAGUGGCUAUUACACCAUCUAUGGAGAUGAAUCUCUGCAUCACGACCACUUUGACUCACGCCUGGCCACUGGUGACACACAGACGCCCUAUGCUCGCACUGGCUUUCUUGGCUUUAUCCGCCGUACUGAACUUACACAGAGUGAUGGAGAGCGGCACGAUGCAAUCUUUGUUGUGGGAGGUUUGGAUGAAACUAUAGUUCUUCGAGGAAUGCGCUAUCAUCCAAUUGAUGUGGAAACCAGUGUUUUGCGAUCACAUAAGAAGAUCUGUGAAUGUGCCAUGUUCACGUGGACAAACCUGCUGGUGGUGGUUGUGGAACUUGAUGGCCAAGAAAACGAGGCACUGGAUCUUGUGCCAUUAGUCACAAACGUGGUUCUGGAGGAGCACUACCUCAUUGUUGGUGUUGUGGUUGUCGUUGAUCCAGGUGUCAUUCCCAUCAACUCUCGUGGUGAGAAACAGCGCAUGCAUCUGCGUGAUGGAUUCCUGGCCGACCAGCUGGACCCCAUCUAUGUUGCAUACAACAUGUGAGGGAGGUUUCAUUGUGGAAUACAGCAUAUGAAGGAAGAUUUAUUUGUGACAUGCAAACGUGAGAGAAAGGUUUCCUUGUGGCAUGUAGUAUGUGGAAAACCAACUGCAAAAUAUUCUUGUGAGAAGCGGUGGAUCAUCAUUUGCAGCAUGCACGAGGGAAGCUGGUGGAGCAGUCUAAGGAUGCCAGGAUAGAGCAACUGAGAGUUCUGAAAACUAUCGUCCAGUUUGUGAAUAUGAGUUUGGAGGGAGUGAAAUGCAGAACCUGAUAGCUUCAGCAUAGAAGCUUUGCAUGGUGUCUAAAGAAGUGUUCAAUCCACAAGCACUAUCACUAUGACUUUUCUCAUGCAAGGUGAUGUCUGUGCAUCAACCUGUUUUGUUUUCCAGAUUGACUAGUGUCGUGUUCUGCAUGGAGUACCAGCGUGUGUUAUGCAUUGGGUCUCAGUUCCAGCAUUGAAGCAUUUAUAAAUAGAACGUUUCUGAAAAUGGUGUUACAAGAAUACAAAACCUUCUCUUCUCCUUUUGUUUUCUGCCUAUACUAAGAAUCAGCCCUCUGAGCUUUCAGUGAUGUACAUUUGUGGCACUGUGUACUGCUCGCAUGGAGUUUACACUCCUUGUAAAACUUCAGGAAUACAAGUGAUAGAUAAUGAUAAAAAAAAA
Messenger RNA from Pomacea canaliculata, 5411 nucleotides. Its product is annotated as disco-interacting protein 2 homolog C-like. The record is from RefSeq and is a predicted model, not a curated record. NCBI's taxonomy places the organism in Eukaryota, Metazoa, Mollusca, Gastropoda, Architaenioglossa, Ampullariidae.